Homo sapiens (human) is the source of this 6060-nucleotide messenger RNA. RefSeq names its product SHQ1, H/ACA ribonucleoprotein assembly factor (gene SHQ1). Gene Ontology annotation, cellular component: nucleoplasm; cytosol. The coding region runs from base 106 to 1293 and encodes 395 amino acids. The record is from RefSeq and is a predicted model, not a curated record. Gene Ontology annotation, biological process: box H/ACA snoRNP assembly. The transcript has 11 exons. NCBI's taxonomy places the organism in Eukaryota, Metazoa, Chordata, Mammalia, Primates, Hominidae.
CCCUCACACCGAGAGUUCCUGCGCGUGGGGAGUUGGAGAGUUUGCGUGGCGGGAACGCGGCGGCAGUGAGAGCGAGCGGCGCCGGCCCUUGCGUCCGGUGCGGCGAUGCUGACCCCGGCGUUCGACCUCAGCCAGGAUCCGGACUUCCUGACUAUCGCCAUCCGCGUGCCCUACGCCCGGGUCUCCGAGUUCGACGUCUACUUCGAGGGGUCUGACUUCAAGUUCUACGCCAAGCCAUACUUUCUCAGAUUAACCCUUCCUGGAAGAAUUGUAGAAAAUGGAAGUGAGCAAGGGUCCUAUGAUGCAGAUAAAGGAAUUUUUACCAUUCGCCUGCCCAAAGAAACCCCUGGCCAGCAUUUUGAGGGGCUGAACAUGUUAACUGCUCUUCUGGCACCAAGAAAAUCCAGGACAGCAAAACCACUUGUGGAAGAAAUAGGUGCUUCUGAGAUUCCUGAGGAAGUAGUUGACGAUGAAGAGUUUGAUUGGGAAAUUGAGCAGACACCCUGUGAAGAGGUAUCAGAAAGUGCUUUGAAUCCGCAGUGCCACUAUGGAUUUGGAAACUUACGAUCAGGAGUGUUGCAACGGUUACAGGAUGAACUGAGUGAUGUUAUUGAUAUUAAGGAUCCAGAUUUCACCCCUGCAGCUGAACGAAGACAGAAGCGCCUGGCCGCUGAGCUGGCCAAGUUUGAUCCUGAUCAUUAUCUAGCUGACUUUUUUGAAGAUGAGGCGAUUGAACAGAUUUUGAAGUAUAAUCCUUGGUGGACUGACAAAUAUUCAAAAAUGAUGGCCUUUUUGGAAAAGAGUCAGGAACAAGAAAAUCAUGCUACAUUAGUGUCUUUUUCUGAAGAAGAGAAGUAUCAGCUACGAAAAUUUGUCAAUAAAUCUUAUCUGCUGGACAAGAGAGCCUGUCGUCAAGUGUGCUACAGUUUGAUUGAUAUCCUUCUGGCAUAUUGCUAUGAAACCCGUGUCACUGAAGGAGAGAAGAAUGUUGAAUCUGCAUGGAAUAUCAGGAAACUGAGUCCAACACUAUGCUGGUUUGAGACUUGGACUAACGUUCAUGAUAUCAUGGUGUCUUUUGGAAGAAGGGUGUUGUGUUACCCACUCUAUCGCCAUUUCAAGCUGGUGAUGAAGGCCUACAGGGACACUAUAAAGAUAUUGCAACUGGGUAAAAGUGCAGUUUUAAAGUGUCUCCUGGAUAUUCACAAAAUUUUUCAGGAAAAUGACCCAGCGUACAUACUGAAUGAUCUCUACAUCUCAGACUACUGUGUGUGGAUUCAGAAAGUCAAGGUAUAAGGGCCGUCUUUUUCUGAAAUGCGAGCCCUUCUUGAAAAUCUCACCUGAGGCUGUGCAUGGUGUCUCACGCCCAUAAUCCCAGCACUUUGGGAGACCAAGGUGAGCGGAUCACCUGGGGUCGAGAGUUCAAGACCAGCCUGGUCAACAUGGUGAAACCCCAUCUCUACUUAAGAAUACAAAAAUUAGCAUGGUGGCACGUGCCUGUAAUCCCAGCUACUUGGGAGGCUGAGGCACGAGAAUCGCUGGAACCUGGGAGGUAGAGGUUGCAGUGAGCCAAGAUUGCGUCACUGCACUCUAGCCUGGGUGACAGAGUGAGACUGUCUCAAAAAAAAAAAAAAGAAAAAAAAAAAGAGAAGAAAAUUGCCUUGAGUGCACACCACCAUACUUUUUACUUUAUUUGCUUCUAUAUUCUGCCUCUACUAAAAAUACAAAAUUAGCCGGGUGUAGUGGUGGGCACCUGUAAUCCCAGUUACUCAGAAGGCUGAGGCAGGAGAAUUGCUUGUUCUCUGAGUUGUGUAGCACAUCAAGUGAUGGAAUACACCUCUAAUAUCAUGGCAUGUUUGUCUUUUGUUUGGUUUGCCUGAUUUUAGUCUUGUGAUGGAUGAGAUAUUACUUUACAUCCCAGAUUUGUAAUUAUGUGGUAUACUUUAAGUGACAGAGUGAAAGGUGAAAAGUGAUGUCUCUUUUGAUGAUCAUCUCUUCUCCUGACUCUUGCCACUUUCGGUGUGUAUGUAUCCUAUAAACCCAGAGCAUUUACACCCCCAAAGAUGUUCUUUGUGGAUGUCACUUUUGACACCUUAAGAACCCAAAGACACAUUCUUUUGGCAAAGAAUAAAACACCUUCUCGCAUAUGGUAUUAAGUACCUUUGUGCCAUUCCAAAUAAGCUUGCCAGCCAAUUUAGAUUUUAUUUCUAUCCUUAGAUUAUCCUAAUGCUUCAGAAAAAUAAGGGUUUAGUUCUUACUAGAAGAAAUUGACUUCACUUUCAACUUGAUAUUUAAAAUUACAGUUGUCAGCAUUUGUCCUGUCUGCUUGUUUAAGGGACAUAACAGUUAAAAGGACUUCACUUAAUGCUGUAUAAGUUAGUGAUCUGAAUAAAACUAUUGGCAAAGGAUCUCCACUCUGUAUUAAAUACUGGAUUAAUCAUACAGGUCAAGCUUUCACAAUUCUAGUUGUGAAGCUUGUGUUCUGAAUGUGGCAGCACUACAUAUCCUUAUGUUUCAGAAGCUUUAUUGUGAUCCAUGGUUUCAGAUGCAUAUUUCAAAUCCAGAAAUUUUGCCUGGUAAGUAAGGCUUAUCAUACCUUUUUUAAAAAAUUAAAUAUUUUUUAAAUAGUAGAGGCAGGGUCUUGCUGUGUUGCUCAGGCUGGUCUCGAACUCCUGGCCUCAAGCAGUCCUCCUGCCUUGGCCUCCCAAAAGUGCUAGGAUUAUAGGCAUGAGCCACCUCGCCUGGCCUUGUACCUUUUUAUCAGAAAGAUCCAACCUUGCUCCAGGUUUGUGUGAAAACAGUUUUGCUUUGUUUUUAAACCAGAGCCACAUAGAUCUUUCCAUCUUCUGUAUAGGUCAGUGUUACUUGUUUCUGUUAAUCAUACUAUUUCAAAGUCCCCUGCCAUUUUAAGGUGGGCUCUCCUCUUGAGGCUUGGGCAUGAGAGUUAAGCCAGAUACUGACUUCGUUUUCUAUCUUUUGGGGUCUUGUUAUCCUAGGUGGAAAUGGUGGUUGUUUAAUUGUGACUGCUUUAGACUUGAGUAUCUGUUCAUCAGUCCAUUCAUUCAACAAAUAGUUUAUGAGUUCCUACUGUGUGCAGGGUUCUCUGCCAGGGGCCUGCCAAUGGUAAACAAAACUUGACUUGGCUUCUGCCCUUCUAGAAUUUGUGGUCUGAUGAGGAGAGAAGUAUUAAUCAAAUACUUGCAUACACAAAAAGUAAAAUUAAAACCUUGGAAAGUGGUGCAAAAGAAAAGAUUCAUACUGCCACGAGAGAUGGCUGACCUCGCCUGGUGAGGGGAUUAGGAGGAGAAGGAGGAUCCCCUGGGGAAAUGUUUGGUUUGAGUACUGAAGUACAAGUAGGAGUUAACCUAAAAAAGGUGGUGGACUUCAGGAAUACAUAGUAGUUCCAUCAUGUGCAAAGGCUCUGUGGCAGGAGGAGGGAAUUUUAUAUGUUUUCAAGAAAUUGCAAGAAGGUCAAGGUGGCUGUAACCUAGAGAAAGGGUAUAUGUGUUGGGGGAGGGGUCAAGAAAAGGCUGAUGAUUUAGUCAGAGCCCAGACAGUAUAGUGCCUUUUAAGUAAUGUUAAGAAUUUUUAUCCUUAUUCUAAGAGUAGCGAGAAGCCAGCGAAGGAUUUUCAGCAUAUGAUGGGAGAUGACUGGUGUAGUGUAAAGAGCUUUUUAGGCCAGUUUCAAGACUAUUAAUAAUGCCCUUAUGAGGCGUGAGUGUAGCCUGACUAGGGAAUUAGGAUUUUUAGGAACUCAAAUGGAUUUAGAGAAUGAGGAAGAAGGCAACAUGGAGGAUGAUGCCUGGGUUUGUAGCCUGCACAGCUGAAUGAAUGAUAAAACCUAAUUUUGGAAAAGGAAUCUCAGGGUUUUGGCUUUUGUUAGAGGAAUCUUUUCUAUACAGAACUUAAACUCUUUUGUGGUGAUCUGUACUUUAAUCAUAAUUCUGGAUAAUGGCCAGUUUUCUUUAUUUGCCUCUGUUAUUGUUGCCUUUAUUAUUUAAUGAACUACUGGGUUCAGUUAUCUAUGGAGGUUUGCCGUUUGUAUGUGUUUUUUGAAUGUUUGUAGAGUUUAGUUAUUUUCUUAAAAUGUUUUCUUAUGAAAUAUAAAAUACAAUAAUAUUUGAAGUGUAUACAAAUUAUGCAAAUUAAGUGUAUACAAUUACACAAAUGAAAGAAUAGUAAUGAACUGAAUAUUCAUGUAACUACCACUGAUUUCUUUUUUUUCUUUUCUUUUCUUUUCUUUUCUUUUUUUAAAGAGACAGGGUUUCUGUCACCCAGGCUGGAGUGCAGUGAUAUGAUCAUAGGUCACUGCAGCCUCAAACUCCUGAGCUCAAGUGAUCCUGCCAUCUCAUCCUCCCGAGUAGUUAGGACUACAGGCAUGCCCAGCUAAUUUUUUAUUUUUUGUAGAGAUAGAGUCUUGCUUUGUUACCCCAGGCUGGUUGAACAACUGGGCUCAAAUGAUCCUCCCAUUUCAACCUCUCAAAAGUGCUCAAAGUGGAUCGAUUAUAGGUGUGAGCCACCAUGCCUGGCCUCCAAUCUUAAGAAAUAGAAUAUCACCAAUUUCCUAGAGAUUCCCUAUGGGACCAUUCCCAAUUGUAUUAACUUCUGGUAACCACAACUCUAAAUUUUAUGUCAAUCAUUACUUUACUUUUCCAUAUAGUUUUACCAUUUGUGCAUAUAUCUCAAGUUUAGUUUUUAGCUUUGCUUUCUUUUGGACUUUAUGUAAUGGAAUCAUGCUAUAUGUAUGGUUCUUCUAUUACUUGUUUCUUUUGAUUUUAAAAAGAUUUAUCCAUGAUGAUGCAUAGAGUUGUAGAUGGUUCUUUUCUGUCCUGCAGUGUACUAUCCCAUUGUCUGAAUAUAGUGCUGUUUGUCUGUCUGUUAUUCUGUGGAACCACUAAUAAAUGGUUUCCAGUUUGGGCUAUUCAGAAAAUGCUGCUGCAGAUAUCACUAUACGUGUUUCAUGGUGUACUUGUGCAACUUUUUGGUUAAGCCCUAUACCUAGGAAUGGAAUUUCUGGGAUUAGGGACAAUGAUAUGUUAGCCUUUAAUGGGCAGUGUCAAACUGUUUUCCAAAGUGGCCAUACCAGUUUAUUUCAACUUAUACUUUAACCAGCAAUGUAUAAUAAUUUUCCUGAUUCCACCUUCAUGCCAACACUUACAUGGUUCAGAUUUUACGAUUUGACAAUCUGAAGGGGUAUGAAAUAGUUUCUGUUGUAAUUUUAAUUUGCAUUUUCCUAAUUACUAGUGAAGCUGAGCAUCUUUUCAUGUGUUUAUGAGCCAUUGGUGUUUCCUCUACUAUGAAAUGUCUGUCUAUUGUAUCCCCUGUUUUUCAAUAGGACUUCCUUUCUUUUUGAUUUAUAGGAUUCCUUCCAGUAUUCUGGAUACUAGUCCUUUAUGGGUUAAAUAUGUUGCAAAUAUUUUCUUCCAGUUUAUAGUUUAUGUUUCAGUCUCCUUGUAGUGUUUUCAUAAACAGAAGUUUUUAAUCUCAAUGCUGUAGAAUUUCUCAAUGUGUUCCUUUAUGGGUGUGCUUUUGGUUCUCGUUUAAGAAAGUUUUUAUGAUUUGGAUGUUAUAGAGAUAUUCUCCUAUAGUAUCUUCUAAAUUUUUUAUUCUUUUGCAUUUUGCAUUUAAGUCCUUAGUCCACCUGGAAUAGAUUUUUUGUAUGUUAUGCAAUAGGGGAUCCAGUUUCUUUUUUCCCAUAUGGAUAACCAUAUCCUGGCUUCAUUUAUUAAAUAGUCUAUCCUUUCCUCAUACAUCCUGCAGUGCUCACUCUUAUAAAUCAAGUUAACAUGUAUGUGUGGAUCUGUUUCUAGGUUGUCUGUUCAGCCCCACUGAUUUACUUGUCUGUCAUGCGAGAGUGCCAUACUUUCUUAAUUACUGUAGCUUUAUAUCUUAGAAUCAGCUUGUCAAGUUCCAUGAAAAACAUUUUGAUUGGAAUUGCUUUGAAUCUGUUAAUCAGUUUGGAGAGACUAAAACAUUUUGUGUCUCUUUCCAAUAAUAUGGUAUGACUCUCUUAAGUUUUCUUUAAUGUCUUUCAAUAAAAUUUUAUAAUUUUUUUCCAUUAAA